UGGGAACGUGCCUAAGUUAUCUAUUAAACUAAAAUUCUGAUAAAGAAAACAUGAAUAAGCUUAAUAAAUACAUCUUAAAAUGGAUUUUCGGAACAGCUUUGUGAUCGUAUAUACGAUUCUUUGUUUACAUGUGCAAGAGACAUUUCAACAAGCCACUGAGUGUAGGAAUUGUGGUUGCUGCGCCGAGGGAAAUUACGAGACUUGCUCAAGUGGCUACUGCAAUAACGGGUGCAUAGAUGGAUAUUGGGGAACCGCAUGUUAUAACAAGUGCAAUUAUAACUGCCUUAAAUGUUCUGGAAGUGAUGGCUAUUGCUCCGAGUGUAAACCUGGGUACUUCGGGCGGAAAUGUGAGCGUCCAUGCGGAUCUCGUUGUUCUAAAUGCCACAAGACUUAUGGAUGCCAAUCCUGUAAACAUGGUUUUUGGGGAAAUAUUUGCAAUCAACAGUGUAAUGAAUUGUGUUUAGGGUGCAGAAAAUUUGACGGUUACUGCAAUGAUUGUGUAACCGGACACUAUGGUUCAGAUUGUAAUAGUGUAUGUGGAAGCCAAUGUAAAUAUUGCAAUCGACUGGGAGGGUGCAUAACUUGUCACAAUGGGUAUUAUGGCUCAACAUGCGAAAACACUUGUGGCUCUUAUUGUUCCUUUUGCGAUAAGAAUUUAGGUUGUACGUAUUGUUCAAAUGAUAGGUUUGGAAACACGUGUCAAUAUAAUUGUAAAUCGAAUUGCAUUCAUGGAGCAUGCAGGUCUGACAAAGCAUCUUGUUUCUGCUACAGCCAUUUUUCCGGAAAAAGAUGUCAGCGAUGCAGUUUAGGCUUUUUUGGCGCCCAUUGUAGCAAUAAAUGCUCCGUAGGCUGUAAUAAUGAAUGCUCUGAGGACAACGGAUUUUGCACAUGUAAAUCCGGUUGGUCAGGAGAUAUAUGCGAUAAAUGUAUGAAUGGAUUUUACGGCAAUUCUUGCAGCAAACGUUGCCGUAAUAAGUGCGAACAGUGCACAGCGCUGUAUGAAUGUCAGAGUUGUAGGCCUGGUCGCUCUGGAUCCUAUUGUCAGUACAGUUGUGGUAAAGGCUGCAUUCAUGGUAUAUGUUCCAUUUCAUCUAGCUUUUGCAACUGCAUCAAUGAAUAUUUUGAUGAAACACAACAUUGCAAAGAAUGUGUACCUGGAAGGAAUGGUCAAACUUGUCAGCAAGAUUGUCCAACUGCGUGUUUAUCAUGCGAAAAUGAGUCCAAUUGUCUACAUUGUCAAGAUGGCUACUACGGUAUAGCCUGCCAACAUAAAUACCCUAACCAUUGUUCAAAUGAAGUUUGUAAACAGAAUAAUGGUUCGUGUUUUAGGUGUAAGGAUGGAUAUUUUGGAGAGCACUGCAAUAACGCUUGCUCAGAAAACUGCCAAUCUUGUCACAAAUUUGGUUUAUGCACAGAAUGCAGACCUGGAUUUUCAAACACUAACAGGCAGUGCACAUGUAGAACAGACAUUUGCGUCAAUCCUGCAAAUUGCGACUCAUGUACAAAUACGUCUUUUUUUGCUAAUAUGAAUGAGUGUUGCUUGUGCAAUCUCCAUAAAUGUGUUUCCUGUUCAAAUACCUUGGGUACCGUAAAUUGCAAACUUUGCGAAAGUGGAUACUUUCCAGGAAAUAAUGGGCAGUGUGAACCAUGCAUGUCAAAAUGCUUCCAACAUAGAUGUGAUUCCUCAUCGGGAAAAUGUUUAAAAGGAUGCUCUAAUGGAUACUGGAAUCAAAACUGUGAAAAAGAGUGUGAUCCAGAAUGUUCUUCUUGCAAUCAAGAAGAUGGAUUGUGUUCACAAUGCAAAAACAAAACAAAACAUGGGACAGACUGUAGACUGGUAUGCAGCACUACCUGUAAAGAUUCCACGUGUGACAUAGCUGGUUAUUGUACAUAUGGAUGCAUUACAAAUACCUUUGGAAUGCAAUGCGAAAACAAGUGUGAUGAUUAUUGUUCACCAAAGGACAACAUAACACUUUGUUCUGAAAGGACGGGAAUGUGUUUACACGGCUGCAAGACGGGCUACAAGGGAACAUUUUGUCCUCCAGUCAUCACAACAGAAGCGGAACAACAACCAUCGUCAAUUGCGUCUUGGUUCGGGAAUUGGUGGGGUAGUUGUUGCUAUUGUUGCCAUUGUGGUUCUUGGAGUAUUCUUGCUUGGAAGACGAAGAGGACAUUUGAGAAAUAAAAGAAAAUCACAUGAAACAGAACCUGAGAACUUUUCUGCGUUGUACGCAACAGUGAACGAACUAAGACCUUCUAGUGCAGAGAAUGCCAUUGAGGAUACCGACAAUUUUCACUCUGUCACCAUCACAGUAAACUCCAAUUACCAGAGGUUACCACUGAAGAGCUCUGGCAAGGAUAACACGCUUAUUUUGACUGAAGAUAAUCUUG
Messenger RNA from Mya arenaria, 2391 nucleotides. RefSeq names its product multiple epidermal growth factor-like domains protein 11. Lineage: Eukaryota; Metazoa; Mollusca; Bivalvia; Myida; Myidae. The transcript has 5 exons. The record is from RefSeq and is a predicted model, not a curated record. Bases 80 to 2185 code for a protein of 701 amino acids. Gene Ontology annotation, molecular function: scavenger receptor activity.